GCCUUCAGUUGUUUUCUGCUUUUGUUAUUCUUUUUACUUCACGGUCUGCAAAAUUAAAAAUCGUAUCCGCGUCGUAAUCGGCACGUGAGUGAAUAACUUUUAGCGAGUCGAAAUUACAGCUCAUCAAAAUGUUUAACAGGGGUCCUGGUUCUGGAACAUAUAUGCUGCCACCACUGAUUGGUUUCAAAAACCAUGAUGCCACAAAAUACAGGAAUCCAGCCUACACUAUUUCAGGCUACAUUAAACCAAUAGAUAAAAGAUUAAGCCCAGGUCCUUGUUAUGGGCUGGAGAGAAACUUUACACAACAUGGGAGAGAUGGGAUACCUGCAUACACAAUGGCUGCACAUAUAAAGCCAUUAUCUACAUGUCGUGUUCCUGGACCUGGAGCAUAUUGGGUGGAGAGGGUCCCUCCCAUGAAGGAAGAUCGAGCUCCUGUGUAUACAAUGAAAAGUAGAACCAAGCAACGACCUGGAGAUAAGAUACCAGGUCCAAAUACUUAUGGUUUACCACCUUAUAUUGGUCCAAGGAUACCAAACAAAACUUCUUUUCCAGCAUAUACAAUAAUCUAGAAAGCAGCUGGAAGGCAGUGGUGGUGAGAGAGCAAUGGGUUUCAUUGAGUACCUGAACAGGUCGAAGAACAGCGGUGGCUGUCUUCUCUUAUCUGACAAGUUUCAGUAUGCUGAAUAUCAUCGACUUUGAGACUAACCUAGCAGUACUGAAAAAGCAAUGAUUUAUGUUAAUGAAGUGUCAGGUUCACAAUAAUGAACGAACUGUCUCCAAAGCAUGGUAAACCAAACACAAAGAUACUGGAUGGACUGCUGCUGAAUGUUCAUCUUUGUCAAAUAUGUACAGGUGUCAUAGCUGAUUGGGCUGAGUUUGAGGAUUAUAGGUACUUCUUGUCUUUGAGAACAGAUGGCAUCAAACUAACCAACCUCUUAAAAUCAAUUUUGUGCUAUUCUGCAACUUCCUCUUGUCCAGGUCAAGUGAAAUGAAACAAAUGUACCUAAAUACAAAGAAUGUGAACCAUCCAAAAUUAGUAAUGAGUGGUACUGUAUUAAUGUUUCUGUGAAGCAGUUAAAUAAAUUGGAGACUUUUCAAGAAAGGGA
Messenger RNA from Schistocerca gregaria, 1106 nucleotides. Its product is annotated as outer dense fiber protein 3-like protein 2. The transcript has 4 exons. Gene Ontology annotation, cellular component: cytoskeleton. The record is from RefSeq and is a predicted model, not a curated record. NCBI's taxonomy places the organism in Eukaryota, Metazoa, Arthropoda, Insecta, Orthoptera, Acrididae. The coding region runs from base 129 to 569 and encodes 146 amino acids.